This is a messenger RNA of Cajanus cajan (pigeon pea), 1050 nucleotides long. It is a transcript of the gene COR413-PM1, whose product is annotated as cold regulated 413 plasma membrane 1. Gene Ontology annotation, cellular component: membrane. NCBI's taxonomy places the organism in Eukaryota, Viridiplantae, Streptophyta, Magnoliopsida, Fabales, Fabaceae. The record is from RefSeq and is a predicted model, not a curated record.
AGCUCUUAAUAUUUGUUUUGACUUUCAUUUCAUACCAUGUUUGCUUGAUUGAGAAAUCUAAGUGCAUAGUAAUCAUCUCUGGUCCAAUGAAAAUGUGGAAGAGAAUGGAUUUUCAAGAAGAAGCAAUUCAAUUGAUCAACUCUGAUUUCAGAGACCUGAGUCUCGCUGCUAAUAGACUCGCUCAUCAUGCCAUCAAACUUGGUGGCAUGGGCUUUGGAGCCUCUUUUUUCGGUUUCAUCGCUGCCAUUGCUGCUAUUUAUCUGUUGAUUUUGGAUCGUACAAAUUGGAAGACAAAUAUUCUCACGGCACUACUCAUUCCAUACAUUUUCUUCAGCUUGCCUUCAUUAGUUUUUGGCGUCUUCAGGGGAGAGAUUGGAAAAUGGAUUGCUUUAAUUGCUGUUGUAUUACGCCUUUUCCUUCCUAGACACUUCCCUGAUUGGCUGGAAUUGCCUGGUGCUUUGAUUCUUCUUAUCGUUGUAGCUCCUAGUCUAAUUGCAAGCACCUUCAGAGACAACAUUGUUGGGGUGGUAGUGUGUCUCAUCAUUGCAUGCUAUCUGCUGCAAGAACACAUUCGGGCUUCUGGUGGUUUCAGAAACUCAUUCACUAAAGCUCACGGCAUAUCAAAUUCCAUUGGCAUAAUACUUCUGUUGGUCUAUCCCAUCUGGGCGCUGGUGGUCAUCCUUUUUUAGGAACCACCAUUUGGACUUGAUUGAUAUCUGAGAUUUAAACCAUUGUUUAAUGUGUGUGAAUUAUCUUCUGUAUCAUUCAUUUGUUGAAACUUUAUAUCUAUCUAUAAACACCCUGCCAUUGUUUUACGAUUCACCCAUGUCCUAAAGUUAGCAUGUGUAAAAAAGUGGAAUCAAAUCUCAGUGAAAGACUUGUGGUUUCAUAGAAUGUAAAAAAACAAAAGAAGAUGAAGAGGAUUGAUGUGGUAUCGUUCUUGGCUUCUAGCUGCUCGUGUAUUCACAAAUCAUGUAUCAUUUGGGGAUAUAUUUGUAUUCUUACAUGUGGGAUAUAAUAUAAAUUUACAUUUGUUGCUGCUCUGCAUUA